AGUGAAAAUAUAAUAGAAUCAAUCUUGCAAUUACCUCCGCUAUGGAUUGUCGGUCAGAGGAAGAUGCCUUUGUAUUCGCCACCCAACUGGCCAUGGCGGCGGUGUUCCCAGCAGCACUCAAAACCGCCGUGGAGCUCGACCUUUUCGAGCUCAUCAAGAAAUCCGGCUCCGGCGCCGCCGUCUCCGCUCGGGAACUCGCCGCCCAGCUUCCCGCCUCCGCCAAUCCCGACGCACACGUCAUGCUCGACAGGAUCCUCCGCCUCCUCACCAGUUACUCUGUCCUAAAUUCCAGCCCCAGAAAUCUCCCCGGCGGCGGCGGCGGCGUUGACUUGGUGUAUUCAUUAGCUCCGGUGUGCAAGUACUUGACAAAGAAUGAAGAUGGAGUUUCUGUAUCUCCCUUUUUGAUGCUUAUUCAAGAUCAAGUCCUCCAGAAGAGCUGGGACAACCUUAAAGAUGCGGUACUUGAUGGGGGUGUACCCUUCGCCAAGGCAUAUGGAAUGAAUGUGUUCGAGUACGGUGACACAGAUCCAAGGUUCAACAAGGUUUUCGACCAAGCAAUGUCUAAUUAUUCGACCAUUGUCGUGAAGAAAAUACUCGAGAUAUAUGAUGGUUUUGAGGGCAUCGAAUCUGUUGUAGAUGUUGGCGGUGGAACCGGAGCAAUACUUAACAUGAUUAUUUCCAAGUAUCCUUCGAUUAAGGGCAUCAAUUUCGACUUACCGCAUGUUAUUCAACAUGCCCCGUCUUAUCCAGGAGUGGAGCAUAUCGGUGGAGACAUGUUUGUUAGUGUGCCUAAAGGAGAUGCCAUUUUCAUGAAGUGGAUCGUUCAUGAUUGGAGCGAUGAACAAUGUCUUAAAUUGUUGAAGAAUUGCCAUAAUUCACUUCAAGAAAAUGGGAAAGUGAUAUUGGCUGAGCUUAUAAUGCCAGAGGAACCAGAUAAGAGUGUGGCCACAAAGACUGUUCUCCACUCUGAUGUGCUUAUGUUGACCCACAAUCCUGGAGGUAGAGAGAGGACAGAAAAGGAAUUUCACACCUUGGCUAAGGCGGCUGGAUUUCGAGAAUUUCGAAAAGUUUGCAGCCCUCACAAUAUUUGGAUUAUGGAACUUGUUAAGUAAAUCCAAACACUUGUAUGAUGACUUUUUCAUUUGUUUCCAUUGUUAUACUUGUUGCACUUUUUUAUACAAUUCUACCCUUGAUUAUAUAUGUAUGAUUGUGUGUUAAAUACCUUGUAUUUGCAUAUGGGAAAAUU
Molecule: messenger RNA, 1246 nt
Organism: Erythranthe guttata (spotted monkey flower)
Lineage: Eukaryota; Viridiplantae; Streptophyta; Magnoliopsida; Lamiales; Phrymaceae
Source: RefSeq, a predicted model, not a curated record